CCGGGAACCAGCCAAUCAGAAGUCUCAAGCUGUUGUAAAUAAACUGCUGCUUUGAGCUCAUGAAAACGCGCAGCAGCGGACUGAGAGCAGAAACAUGUCGGUGGAGACGACAGGCAGCGACGUGAGGAGAGCAGCGAGCAGCAGCAGACAGGAGGGCCCAGGAGGACUGUGGGACUCCGUGAAGAAAGCCGCGUUUGUCAUCGGAUCCGGCAUCUUAUUCUUGGCAGCGUUUGGCAACUCACUGACAUGGCACCUUCAGAGGUUCUGGGGAGCUUCAGGAGAUUUCUGGCAGAACUUGUGGACGAAGCUGUACGUGGCGUUCGAGGGUCAUGAUGCUGCUCUGUUCUUCUUGGGGACGAUGUUGCUUCCCACUCUGACGUUCUGGUUGUCAAAUGCUCUGCUGCUGUUGGUGGACAUAACCGGAAAACCCUCCUUCAUCACUCGCUACCGCAUCCAGGUGGACAAGAACAACCCGGUGGAUCCAGUGAAGCUCCGUCAGGCGUUGAAGACCGUCAUCUUCAACCAGGUCUUCAUCUCGGGUCCGAUGGUGGUGGCCGUUUACUACCUGAUGAGCUGGACAGGAAACCCCUGCGGCCCGGAGCUGCCCACCUUCCACUGGGCCCUGAUGGAGCUGGCCGCCUUCUCCAUCCUGGAGGAAGUUCUCUUUUACUAUUCACACAGGCUGUUCCACCAUCCCAGCCUCUACAAACACUACCACAAACAGCACCACGAGUGGACGGCGCCCAUUGGACUUGUCUCCAUCUACGCUCAUCCUCUGGAGCAUGUGAUCUCCAACAUGCUGCCAGUGGUGAUCGGGCCGGUGAUCCUCGGCUCCCAUCUGUCCUCCACCUCUCUGUGGUACUGCCUGGCUCUGGUCAGCACCACCAUCUCCCACUGUGGAUACCACCUCCCCUUCCUGCCCUCCCCAGAGUUCCACGACUUCCAUCACCUCAGGUUCAACCAGUGUUUCGGUGUUUUCGGCAUCCUGGACCGACUCCACAGCACCGACGCCAAGUUCAGACAAUCCAAACAGUACGAGCGUCACACUCUGCUCACCAGCUUCACCCCUCUGAACGAGAGCAUCCCCGACACCCCCAAGAAGGGCCAGUGACCAGCUGGGACCUCAGGGUGGAUGCAGGGAGACGGGGUUCCCAAACAACCUAAAAUAGAUUUUAAUCAUUUUAAUCUGAAAAAAAAAAAAAAAAAAAAAAAACCUGUUAGAGGCUGUGAAAGUUCUGCCAGAAGUUUGGUUGUUGCACAUUUAGCAGACAGACAGAUUUCAGUUGGUUUUAUUGUUUACUGUUGAUUUGGAGUCUUUUAAACUUUAUUUAUAUCUUCACAAGAUCUGAGCAGCAGAGCAGAGCAGUCGGUUGUUAAGGAUUAUUAUCUUGUAACAUCCCAUAAAAGUGGAAAUGUAAAAGCAUAUAGAAGCUCAAAUCAACCAUGAGAAGAAAGAAAAUAUAUAAUUAUAUCAAUAUAAUUUUAUUCCAAAUUGGAGGCGAAUUAAAGCCUUAAAGCAGCUCGUUUACCAGACAAGAUUAAACAUCUACUGGUUGCAUUUUAUCAAUAAAACUUCAGAUUUUUGUCAUUCUAAUCCUUCUUCUUACCAAGUUAAUUGAAACUGGAUGAGAAGGAACGAACCACUCCAAUUCUACUCGGUUUGAACGUUCAAAUGAAUUUUAAUCAUUUCAGAUUAAAGAUUCUGGUUUCAGUGGAACUUAAACAUCACGUGGUGAUAAAACACUUCAUCCUCUUUGUCCGUAAACUUGUUAAAAGUGAUGUCAUUGUGUUUGGAAGACGACCAUUAAACACGUUCUUACUUUAAUGUA
Amphiprion ocellaris (clown anemonefish) is the source of this 1829-nucleotide messenger RNA. It is a transcript of the gene faxdc2, whose product is annotated as fatty acid hydroxylase domain containing 2. Lineage: Eukaryota; Metazoa; Chordata; Actinopteri; Pomacentridae. The transcript is spliced from 9 exons. Gene Ontology annotation, molecular function: C-4 methylsterol oxidase activity; iron ion binding. Bases 95 to 1111 code for a protein of 338 amino acids. The record is from RefSeq and is a predicted model, not a curated record. Gene Ontology annotation, biological process: sterol biosynthetic process.